Molecule: messenger RNA, 623 nt
Organism: Carlito syrichta (Philippine tarsier)
Lineage: Eukaryota; Metazoa; Chordata; Mammalia; Primates; Tarsiidae
Gene: FAM89A
Product: family with sequence similarity 89 member A
Exons: 3
Coding region: 1-552 (183 amino acids)
Source: RefSeq, a predicted model, not a curated record
AUGUCGGCGGACGCCGAAAGUGGAACGGGCGCGGGGAGCUGGGCGCCAGCGAGCCUCUCCCCGGCUUUCUCCGAACUCUUCCUCGUUUCUAAGCAUCGUGCUGAGGCCGGGCAGGUGGGCCGCGGGGGCUGCGGCAAGCCGGACCUGCGUAGCAGAGGAGGGCCUUGGGCAGGAAAAUGGCACGGACCAAACUGGACUGUGAGGAAACCAGGUGGAAAGCAGGCUGAAAGAGGGAGAACUGAACUUCGGAGCUCCUCGGGAAGAAGCCUAGAGGUGUUCCUGGGAGAGGUGGGCCUGCGCCAGCUGGACAUGUCCUUGCUCUGUCAGCUGUACAGCCUCUACGAGUCGAUUCAGGAGUACAAGGGUGCAUGCCAGGCAGCCUCGAGCCCAGACUGCACGUACGCUCUGGAGAACGGCUUCUUCGACGAGGACGAGGAGUACUUCCAGGAGCAGAACUCCCUCCACGACAGGAGGGACCGAGGCCCUCCUCGGGACUUGUCACAGCCACUCUCCCUGCUCUCCAGCGGCGACUGGAUUCUGGAGUCCAUCUAGAGGGCCUCUGGAGGGAGGCGACUGGCAGGGAGGCCCUUUCUGCCGGACACGCUGCCAGCCUGUGCUUCCAG